AUGUCACCCUCUACUGCGCUACAGCGAGUGAUGGAAAAGCUCUCAAGUAUCAGUUUCACUCCUAGCCCGCUUUCAGGAUUAUCCGGGAGUGCACCAAAUCAUGGCAAGGAGCCAGAAGCUGUUGUGCAAAGCGUGCUGGCACAACACUUGAAUAAUAAAAUCGGAAAGAUCAUAAAACUUGAAACGAGACUAAUAGGAUUGCAGCGUGAACUAAGUGACGAUUUGGCUUCUUGGGGCACAACUGUGAGAAAACCAGGAUGUCAGCUAAUGGUCAGGGAACUUAGCGGACUAUACUUGGACCAGACGAUGUUCAAACAGUCGGUUGUGGACAAGCUAGAAAACAUCAAAUUGAGUCUUCACUCCGUGAAUGAGAGAGAGAAGAAGCACAAGGACCUUUUAUACACACGAACCAAGCUAACAAAGCAGGUCAAGGAUAGUGAGCUUCGUUUUGGCAAGAAUUCUUCCCACAGUACCUUGUUGAGUGAGAAACUCGAGGAAAACACCAUGAACCUCGAAGUUCUCAAUUCCCAUUGCAUUCGAGCCAUUGCUACCGAAAUGAGAGAAACUGUUCUUGAAUACACAAUAUCUUUACAGCAGAAUCUCAAGUUUUUGCUGUCUUCUGUUGCUGAAUACAGGCAGCUAUUGUCUACCAUUGACUGGGACGCAGAUAUUGAUGCCUCACUUAAAUGGGUGCAAAUGCAGCGAAAAUCAGAAUUGAAUACUCCAGUUGCUUGGCCAGAUGAUGAGAGGAACCAGAAGGAGAACGAAAUGGAGAAGGAGAGACUGCUGGAUGCAAAAAUCCAUUCUGCCGACAUCCCAGCGUGCAAAUUGUGCAAGAAAAAUAAGUAUGGAAAGUUGAUCACACCCUGUAGCCAUGGUCAGGGCCUACAGUUCAUAAGACCCCAGGAGGUGCCCCAAGAGAAUUGGUGA
Molecule: messenger RNA, 930 nt
Organism: Suhomyces tanzawaensis NRRL Y-17324
Lineage: Eukaryota; Fungi; Ascomycota; Pichiomycetes; Serinales; Debaryomycetaceae
Exons: 2
Coding region: 1-930 (309 amino acids)
Source: RefSeq, a predicted model, not a curated record